UCAGAGGAUAAGUAGUGGAAGUUGGAAAAUUUCUUGAUACGAAACACAGUGGACAUUACAAAGUAUACAACUUAUGUAGUGAAAGAACAUAUGAUGAUACAUACUUUCAUGGUCGUGUGGAGAGAAUCAUCAUCGAUGAUCACAAUGUACCUUUACUGAGAGACAUGACAAGGUACGUAAAAAGUGUGCGAAGCUGGCUGAGUGAGGACAAAGAGAAUGUUAUAGCUGUUCACUGCAAAGGUGGAAAAGGUAGAACAGGAACGAUGAUCUGUAUUUGGUUGGUCGAAGCAGGCCUUUUUGACAGUGCUGAGGCAAGUCUGGAUUACUUUGGAAACAGGAGGACUGACCUGAGUGUAGGAUCUAAGUUUCAAGGUGUUGAAACACCAAGCCAAAGUCGUUAUGUAGGCUACUUUCAGCAGAUUAAGGAAAAACUUGAGGGUGAACCUCCAGCUGAUGUGCCAACUUUGAAAAUACGUCAGAUCAAAAUCUGUGCUUUAGCAGGUGUUGGUAAAAGCAAUGGAAGUGACUUUUCCUGUGAAAUAUUUCUUGAACGAAACAAAGUGUUUGAUUGUAAUUUUGGAGAUUGCAAGAAUUGUCAGGUAGAAUACCAGAGUGAACCAGAUGUCUUACUUGUAACUUUACUUAACUGUCCAGAUCUAAGUGGUGAUGUGAAGCUCCGAUUUCAGUGCACUACGAAAAGUGUUCCCAGAGGUUAUGAAAACUGUCCAUUCUACUUCUGGUUUCAUACCAGUUUUAUAGAGAACAAGAGAUUAUACUUAAAACGUGACUGCUUGGACAAUCCUCACAAACCUAAAACUUGGCGAACAUUCCGAGAGAAAUUUGCUGUAGAAUUGCUAUUUUCCACACCAGGAGAAGAAGAAGAAAUUCCUCUAAAUUAAUUAAUAGCAUCAUAUAUAUGAUGUUAUUUUGUGACAAUAAUUAAAACUAGGCUUAAUAGAAUAUUUCUUGUAAUUUUUAAACAUAGAAAAAAACUGUUAGUGGGUUCUGAAAGAAGGAAAAAUAUUUUAUUAGGUGAUUCCCAUGGUUCAGUUUGUCUACUGCAGAAAAUAUCAAUUAUUUCAAUACUUGUAGAACUUCCUUUGUUAGCUCAUAAACAAAUGAAAUAAAUUUAUGAGUUGGCUUUUGACAUCACUAAGUCUUUAGCCCAUGUCGGUAAACAAAACCUCUUUGGUCAUUAUAAAUAAUUCAUGUGUGUCAGUCAAAGACCAGUUGAACUACCAACAAACAAAACUUGUAUUCUCAGGAUAAUCUUAGAACAUUCCAGAAAUAGAUGUAAUUGUAUUUUCUAAGUAGUAAAAAGACUAGAGAAGCCAUGUGAAGUUUUUCUUUUUUUUCUAAACAUGUCACAUUGGUGAAGUCUUUCUUUUUGUUCUAGACUGCCAGUUCUAGUUUAUGUAUGAAAUAUAGCUUUAAUAUUUUGUAUUCUAACAGAAGUUGUUAAGGUGAAUUAAUUUUUUUUACCAACAAUUGUGCUAGCUGCUUCUAUAAUUAUGGUUAAUAAAAAUAAAUGUAGCUUGUUUUAAUAUUCAUAUUUAUUUCAUGUUGGUGCAAUAACAAGAUUAUAUAAGUAACAAUAUUAAUUUUUGUAAAUCGGCUGUAGUUUCUUUGAUCUAAAGAAACAAUGAAUCUGAUUUGUUACAUGAUAAAUAAUAUAUUAUUAGAUAAAUAUAGAUUUGUUUUAUUUACUUAGAAAGUUUCUGCAAUCCUGAUGUUUUACUGUCAUACUCUUGUUAGAAGGAAAAUAUGAUUUACCUUUUUUCUGUUUCAUCUCUCUCAAAAAAAAUCUUGUUAUUAAUAGGUUUUUAUUAAGUUGGUACCAUUUGAGAUUCUGUUUUAAUGCUUCAGGAUAGUAUAAGGAAGGUCAAUGAAAUUUGUAAAGAUUCAUUUUAAUCCAUUCAUUAUCAGGAAAUAAAUACGCUAUCAUA
This is a messenger RNA of Limulus polyphemus (Atlantic horseshoe crab), 1946 nucleotides long. RefSeq names its product phosphatidylinositol 3,4,5-trisphosphate 3-phosphatase TPTE2-like. Lineage: Eukaryota; Metazoa; Arthropoda; Merostomata; Xiphosura; Limulidae. The record is from RefSeq and is a predicted model, not a curated record. Gene Ontology annotation, biological process: dephosphorylation. Gene Ontology annotation, cellular component: cytosol. Gene Ontology annotation, molecular function: phosphatidylinositol-3,4,5-trisphosphate 3-phosphatase activity. Bases 165 to 899 code for a protein of 244 amino acids. The transcript is spliced from 11 exons.